UGCACACACAUCUCUCAAUAUAGUUCUUAAAUAUAUUCCAAUUAAGAAGUGAAGAGAGACAUGGGAAAUUUGGUGGCAAAGAGAAAAUUGGUACAUCCAAUUGAGGGCUAUGAAGGAUUGAGAUCAAGUUCAAGGCCUUUGAGAAUCAAAGUAGUGAUGACUAGAAAGCAGCUAAAGAAGCUCAUGGAUAUGGCCGACCACCUCACAUUAAAUCGUGAUUUAGGCACCUUGAUCUUUCGAGAAUGUUGCCAAGAAGCAAAAAAACCAUGAAGUUUGGGAAACGUCUCAAGCAACAGGUUGAUGACACAUUGCCCGAUUGGCGAGAUAAAUUCCUCUCCUACAAGGACUUGAAGAAACUCCUUCGCCUUAUCUCUAACAACGUUGAUGUGAUCAAUAAUAAUGCUGAUGCUGAUUUUGUUUGCUUGUUGAACUCCGAGAUCGACAAGUUCAAUUCCUUUUUUGUAGAGCAAGAAGAAGAUUUAGUGAUCCGUCAUCGGGAAUUGAGACAGAGAAUUUUGGAAAGUUGGGGUCCACGUGGAAAUGAAAUGGAUGAUCAUAAACAAGAAAUUAGAGAAGACAUAGUGAAUUUGCAUGGUGAAAUGGUUCUCUUACUCAACUACAGCAAUCUUAAUUAUACAGGAUUAGGGAAAAUUCUAAAGAAAUAUGACAAGAGAACAGGGGGAUUAUUAAGGCUACCAUUCAUUCAAAGCAUACUCCAACAGCCAUUCUACAAAACAGAUUCACUCUCUAAGAUGAUCAAAGAUUGUGAGGUUAGCAUUGAUGCAAUUUUCCCGACCCCAAAACAACAAUUCAACAAUGAAAACAAGCCUAAUAUUUCAGUUGGUAGUGAAGGAAUUUUCAGAAACACAGUUUCAGCUCUGCUCAGCUUGGAGGAAAUCAGAAGAAGAAGCUCCACUUAUAGCCAUUUCUCUUUGCCACCUCUCAACUUGCCUGAUUCUGAUCUCAUCCACUCCUUUCAGCUCAACUCUCCCAUUCCAAUUCUCUAGUUAUCUUAUUACUUACUUACUUCCAACACUACAACACAAUAUAUAUAUAUAAAAUAAUACACUUCACUAAUUCCCCACCAAAUAUUUUUACUCUCUUCUUUAUGUUUGUUUAUAUAGAAAAUAGUUGUGUGUGUUUAGUUGAAGUUUUGAUUGGCUUUUAUAUAUAGAAUCUAUGUGUGUGUAUGUAA
Cucumis sativus (cucumber) is the source of this 1195-nucleotide messenger RNA. RefSeq names its product SPX domain-containing protein 3. The transcript is spliced from 4 exons. The record is from RefSeq and is a predicted model, not a curated record. NCBI's taxonomy places the organism in Eukaryota, Viridiplantae, Streptophyta, Magnoliopsida, Cucurbitales, Cucurbitaceae. The coding region runs from base 243 to 1007 and encodes 254 amino acids. Gene Ontology annotation, biological process: cellular response to phosphate starvation.